AUGUAUUGUUUGGACUGCCUUUUUGGAACAAAAGCAGAUCAGUUCGUCAACUUGCGUAAUUAUCUUUGCGAAACAAAUGGGCGAUUAAUGCUCAAUUGUUUCGGGACGAGAUGCACUGGCCUUUGGGAAGUCAAAAAAGAAUCAAAUUUUAGGACGGGAGAAGCGCAUGGAUUUAUGAAAUCUCCUGUCUCGAAGCACAAAAGGGACAGAGCAAUAGCAGCUACGGUCCUAGAUUGCUUCAAGUCUCCGUUCUGAACUUCGUUCAAGAACUGCACUUUCCCUGCUGUGAAGAAUAGAGAACGAAAAGGAGCCAAAGAGAGAAUAAUUCCAAAGUCAAUGUAGUUGAAGAUGCCAGCAUAUACGUUCAUUUCUUUGGCAUUCAUUAUAUUACAACUCUGUCAAGCAUGGAAAGAAGAACUGGCACCGGAGAGCAAGUUCCAUUCAGCACUGCAAUACCCACACAUAAGCUUCCGUGGAGGCUUUAAGGCGAAUGUGGCAACAGCCAAUAACCUUCCAGCUAACUUUGAUAACGAGAAUUUCUUCGAUCAUGACCAACUCAGCAACAAAUAUGGCGGAAAUGGCCAAUGGAACCCUCAAGGAACCAAUGAUUUCAUUUUGAUCGAUUGUCACGUCACAGGCGCCUGCCCUGCCAUUGGAGAAUGUACGGAGUCUUCACAGAAAGACACAGUUUGUGGCACGCCUGUAACAGAUGGAGGUUUUCGUACAUUUGCAAAGAUGGUCGAUUUAGAUCCAGCACAUCAAAUUGUGCCCGAAAUCUGGGGCAUGAAGAUGCUAUUACCAGGGUUUUUUGAAGGAGAACUUGAAGCUACUCCUUUAACAGAUAAUUGGAUGCGUGGGGUUGGCAUUGGUGACGGCAAAAUGGGUGGAGCCUACCGUUCGUAUUUGAAAGACGUUAUUUGGCAUUCAAAUGCUGAGUCUUCAACUACUGUAAAUCAAAUGAAGAAAAUGUUCCAUGAACUUGGAAGUCAUCGGUUGUCUGUACUAUUUUAUUUGGAUAGGUACAUACUUAGUUUUCAGGAGAGUGAAAAGGGGUUUGCUUUGGGACGAAUCAUUGGUACGAUUGGGGUUUUGGGGCCUUUAAGUCCACCAAGAAGUUUAUGGAGUCGAUCCUUGGCAGCGAUCCACAGAAAACCUUACGAAGAAGACUUUCAACUCGACAAUACGAGCUCCAUUUUUUAUACCAAUGAUGCUUCAUUUGUUGUGGACAAAAAGCAGAAAAAAUUAUUCAUCAACUUUGAAAACAGCUUGAUGACUGAUCAGAAUGGAGACCCUAAAUCUUUUCCACAUAAUACAAAAAUUGGAUAUUUUAAACAGACGUAUGGACUGAAUACUACAAAAAAGUCAAAUUGCAGCCAUUCAACUAUCAUUCUUGACGACACCUCUAAACUUAAUUUUACAAACCUCUUCUUGAACUUUGGUGGAAUUUUAAGCUUGGCUUUGUCUGAUAAGCAGACAGAAGAUUUAGACAGUAUUCCUUUAUCUGUAUUUCAGGUGAAUGACUCACAAUGUCGGCUGAUAAUGCAAGAGUACAGCGAUGGGAUUCUCGUUAAAGCAUACAACAAAUGGGUAUUUCGAUUAGAAGCAAAAGAAACAAUCACAAGUGACGUAUUUGUAACCAAAUUCGGAAAGCCCCUUCCGAACACUGCUGUUGCAGUUUCGCCAUAUAAUAGCCUUUUCGACAGUGUACCUGGUUCUGGGAAAUUUGAAAAUGCCAAAUUUAGUAAGAAAGUGUUUUAUACCAAUAUUACAGGAAUCGCAACGCUAAGAAUACCAACUAUUAGCUCUAAUUUCAGGAGGAAAAGUUUAGAUGGGAAUUUAGAAGGCUAUUACUUCUACGUCCCUUCAAGUAAAAUGCAUGCUGCUAAGGUGCAUAAAAGAUUUUCCAUGAUUGUUGCCCGUGUAUACUCACAAUUUUCAUAUCCCGAAGACAUCACAUGGUCUGACCACAUAAGGCCAAUUUUCCAAACAUACGCGAAUUUGUUUCCUGUAAUGAAUAGCAGAAGUCUUGACCUCGGCAACUACUUCGACGUUGUUGAGCACAAAUCCAUCAUAAGCACAUCAAUGUCACUACCAAUGUCACAUCCAAGUUUUAUGCCAGCAACUAGAGACCUGAGCAAAAAAAAGAGGAGAAUGAUUUUGAAGUGGCUUGCUCAAGAGAGACCCAAAUUGGGCAACGUGUCAGUUCUAUUUACAAAGCAUUAUCUGCUACAGCUUCUUCAAACAGCGUUAGAAGUUACCCAUGCCAGCUUACCCCCAUUCUUAAACGCACUUUGGUCCAUCAAGGGUAAAUACAACAGAAAGGUUGCAUCAGUCAUUAAUAAAGUCAUUAAGCAUGAAGUAAAUAAGAUUGGCAUCAUAGCCUCUUUAAUGUCGACAUUAGGUGGAAGAGCCAAAUUUGUCCACAAAGAUUUUCUUCCCUUUUACCCCGGUCGGUUUCCGGGUGGAAUACAAAGUGAGGUGCUUCUCUCAGUUGAAAAGCUAUCUACAAAGCCUUUUCGCACUAGUUUGUUGAAAGCAAAACGUCCUGAGAUAAACCACCUAAGCUUAUGGUUCAGGAAUGCAGUCUUCCAACAUUCUUUCUUUAAAAAAUAUAAAAGAUGCGUUGGAAUGUAUGCUCGUCAAAAUCCAAGUUGCAGGCACAAAAGGCUCUUAAGAACGAGACAUUACUCAAAUAUUCUUGCAGGGAAGAUGAAGAGAAAGUGUAACUUUGCUACAAAAACUUUCUUGGCUGAAUACUUAGAGAAGCUUAAGAUGGAGAAACCAAGAAGUUCCUUUUUAGAUCCUCAAGAUCGAACAGUAUUCCAAUAUCAUUCAUCAAUCAACAAGCUCUUUGAUCAUAUUCUAUUUGUUCUAUCAUACAUAACAGGGUGUGGAUCGAAUGACACUUUAUUUCGUGCGCCAAAGAAAUGGCCAUUGAAAAUACCUCGCAGAUCAAUUUUCGGUUCCAUUCCAGUCAUAAGCGAUUAUUCUUCAGCUGUCGAUGCGAUUAGACGUCUUAUGAGAAUAACAAAUAGUUUUGAUACAGGAGUUGAAUCACAGUAUAAAUUGUUGCUUUCAAUCGUGCAAGAAUCGUCUUCCUUGCCGGUUUUCAAGCCCUCAAAGAAGUUUCCAAGAUCUGCACUUUAUGCAGCAAAUGCCUUGGCAGAGAAAUCAAAGCACAAAAGUCAAAUAGAUGUACCUAUCGCAAUGGGCAUUGCAGAGCAUGGCGUCUGGCCUAUAGCCUCCAAUCCAAAGAUGCACCAUUUCCCCAACGGUACUCUCCGCAAUACGGCGAUUGCUUUUAACGAUAUUUACACAAGUUUUUUAGUCUACUGUGAACUGUUGUUCAAAACUUCAAAUGACACUUUAAGAUGGAAAUAUCUUGAAUCUGUUGAUAAACUGGCAACUGCAAUGCGAGUUUUGGGGAAGAAGCUUGUCCAGACACCAAUUCAUAAGAGAGGAAAUAGAUAUGUUGGCCCAAACGGUGCACCAACGUUUGAAAUCGAUUUCCAAUUUGGAUUUUUUUUAACUGUAUUGCAUUUUGACACGCUAAGACAGUUGGAAAAGGCUAAAUGGAAAGUAAACGUGUACGCGAAAGAGAGAGAGAAAUUUAUGAAAAAAGGUAUAAACUCGAAUAUUCUAUUAAUGGAAUCCAAAUCGAAUAAAGAUUAUGUUCCAGGAAGCAAAGAAACUUUUGCAGAAAAAAAUGAUGUUUUUAGGCCUUUGGCUAAAAAUCCUUUAGUAGACGUUACUGUAGCUUACAAAAGUCUCUGAAAUUAUAUGCUUUGCGACAAGCAAUUUCUGUAUGUAUCAGAUUUGUUUUUUUGUGUUUUAUUUCAUGAUAACAAGAAUAUUAAGAAAAAGUUUUAUGUGAA
Rhopilema esculentum is the source of this 3875-nucleotide messenger RNA. RefSeq lists its product as uncharacterized. The record is from RefSeq and is a predicted model, not a curated record. Lineage: Eukaryota; Metazoa; Cnidaria; Scyphozoa; Rhizostomeae; Rhizostomatidae.